This is a messenger RNA of Erigeron canadensis, 828 nucleotides long. RefSeq lists its product as uncharacterized. The coding region runs from base 1 to 828 and encodes 275 amino acids. The record is from RefSeq and is a predicted model, not a curated record. The transcript has 3 exons. NCBI's taxonomy places the organism in Eukaryota, Viridiplantae, Streptophyta, Magnoliopsida, Asterales, Asteraceae.
AUGGCCUCUAUUGAUGAAUUUAAAGUUGUUUCUGGUCUUGCUCCUAGUUUACCUAAGAGCACCACUUACUUGUGUAAUUUUCGCGAUUCUAUCAAGAGGGCUAUUUUAGAGGUACUUCCAUUUGAAGAAGGUAGUCUCCCGGUGAAAUACCUUGGAGUACCUCUAGUAUCAUCUAGGGUGAAAUUCAGAAAUGAAGGGCCAAAGUUUAUUGGGAUGAUGUUUGUUUACCUAAAGAAGAGGGUGGUGUUGGUAUUCGUAAGAUUUGGCCUUUUAACGUGGCUCUAUUUUCAGUACAUAUAUGGAACAUCCUUAGUUCAUAUAUGGAACAUCCUUACUGAUAAGGAGUCGCUUUGGGUAAAAUGGGUUCAUACAAAUAAAUUACGAGGUGCGAGUUUCUGGAAUCUUCCAUAUCGUGGUAAGUUAUCUUGGAGUUGGAGGAAACUACUUCAGGUUCAACCAAUUCUUCAUAAUUUUAUUUGGGUUAAGAUUGGUGAUGGCCAAACUGUUUCUGCUUGGUAUGAUGUUUGGUGUAAUGUUGGUCCAUUAUCCGACCGGAUCACCCCAAGAGAAAUACAUAGUGCUGGGUUCACAAUUGAUUCCAAAGUCUCUAAUUUAGUCACUAAUGGUGUUUGGCAAGGGCCUAGUGAUUGGACUAGUCAACUUACUGUUUGGAAUCGAGUUAAUCAAAAAGCUGGAUCCCAACCGCGGCCGCAUAGAUGGGACUUGAUUGUAGAUAAUCUCUUACAAAGAGCUAAGAAGAAAUCGAUUCUUAAUGUUGUUGAUAAGCUUUGUCUAGCUGCGACAGUUUAUUUCAUUUGGCAAGAAUAG